Messenger RNA from Sciurus carolinensis (gray squirrel), 5617 nucleotides. RefSeq names its product laminin subunit beta 2 (gene Lamb2). NCBI's taxonomy places the organism in Eukaryota, Metazoa, Chordata, Mammalia, Rodentia, Sciuridae. Gene Ontology annotation, biological process: substrate adhesion-dependent cell spreading; basement membrane assembly; cell migration. Gene Ontology annotation, cellular component: laminin trimer. The record is from RefSeq and is a predicted model, not a curated record. Gene Ontology annotation, molecular function: extracellular matrix structural constituent; integrin binding.
CGUGCUUCCCAACUUUGCUCAAAGUCGCCAGAAUCGGAGCUGAGGGAUCGCUGGACAGACACUGGGACCAACAGAGGGCCCAGAGGGAAAAGCGCCAAAGACCCACACAAGCAGGGAUGGAGUGGGCCUCAGGGGACAAAGGGAGGGGCCGGCAGGGACAGGCUGUGCCCUGGGAACUUCGACUGGGUCUGCUUCUAAGUGUGCUGGCAGCCACACUGGCCCAGGCCCUAGCUCUAGAUGUGCCUGGCUGUUCAAGAGGAAGCUGCUACCCAGCCACAGGUGACCUGUUGGUGGGCCGUGCUGACAGACUGACUGCCUCAUCCACCUGUGGCCUGCAUGGUCCCCAACCCUACUGCAUUGUCAGUCACCUGCAGGAUGAGAAGAAAUGUUUCUUAUGUGAUUCCCGGCGACCCUACUCUGCUCGAGACAACCCACAUAGCCAUCGCAUCCAGAAUGUAGUCACCAGCUUUGCACCACAGCGCCGGGCAGCCUGGUGGCAAUCAGAGAAUGGUAUUCCCAUGGUCACCAUCCAGCUGGACCUGGAGGCUGAGUUUCAUUUCACGCACCUCAUUAUGACCUUCAAGACAUUUCGCCCUGCUGCCAUGCUUGUGGAGCGCUCAGCAGACUUUGGCCGCACCUGGCAUGUGUACCGAUAUUUCUCCUAUGACUGUGGGGCUGACUUUCCAGGAGUCCCACUAGCCCCUCCACGGCAUUGGGAUGAUAUAGUCUGUGAGUCCCGCUACUCAGAAAUUGAGCCAUCCACUGAAGGCGAGGUCAUCUAUCGUGUUGAUCCUGCCAUCCCUAUCCGAGACCCCUACAGCUCACGGAUCCAGAAUCUAUUGAAGAUCACCAAUCUACGAGUGAACUUGACUCGGCUUCACACGCUGGGAGACAACCUGCUCGAUCCAAGGCGGGAGAUCCGAGAGAAGUACUAUUAUGCCCUAUAUGAGUUGGUUGUGCGUGGCAACUGCUUCUGCUAUGGACAUGCCUCACAGUGUGCACCAGCCCCAGGGGCACCAGCCCAUGCUGAGGGCAUGGUACAUGGGGCCUGUAUCUGCAAACACAAUACCCGUGGCCUCAACUGUGAGCAGUGUCAGGAUUUCUAUCAUGACCUGCCCUGGCAUCCGGCUGAGGAUGGCCACAGUCAUGCCUGUAAGAAGUGUGAGUGUCAUGGGCACACUCACAGCUGCCACUUUGACAUGGCUGUAUACCUAGCAUCUGGCAAUGUGAGUGGAGGUGUGUGUGAUAGGUGUCAGCACAACACAGCUGGGAACCACUGUGAGCUCUGCCGACCCUUCUUCUAUCGUGACCCAACCAAGGAUCUGCGGGACCCAGCUGUGUGCCGUGCUUGUGAUUGUGAUCCUAUGGGUUCCCAAGAUGGUGGUCGCUGUGAUUCUCAUGAUGAUCCUGCACUAGGGCUGGUCUCAGGCCAGUGUCGCUGCAAAGAAUAUGUGGUGGGCACUCGAUGCCAGCAAUGCCGUAAUGGCUUCUUUGGGCUAAGUGCCAGUGACCCUCUAGGCUGCCAGCGUUGUCAGUGUAAUACACGGGGCACGGUGCCUGGGGGCACCCCCUGUGACUCCAGUAGUGGAACCUGUUUCUGCAAGCGUCUGGUGACUGGACGUGGGUGUGAUCACUGCCUGCCUGGCCACUGGGGCCUGAGCCACGACCUGCUUGGCUGCCGCCCCUGUGACUGCGAUGUGGGUGGUGCCUUGGAUCCUCAGUGUGAUGAGGCCACGGGCCAGUGCCGCUGCCGCCAACAUAUGGUUGGGCGGCGCUGUGAGCAAGUUCAACCUGGUUACUUCCGGCCCUUCCUGGAUCACCUAACUUGGGAGGCUGAGGAUGCCCGAGGGCAGGUGUUGGAUGUGGUGGAACGCGUGGCAACCACCGGGGAGACUCCAUCUUGGACUGGCCCAGGCUUCGUGCAACUGCGGGAGGGUCAGGUGCUGGAGUUCCUGGUGACUUCUUUGCCAAGGGCCAUGGACUAUGACCUGCUGCUGCGUUUGGAGCCCCAGGUUCCUGAACAAUGGGCAGAGAUAGAACUGACUGUGGAACGUCCAGGGCCUGUGUCUGCCCACAGCCUGUGUGGGCAUGUGUUGCCCAAGGAUGACCGUAUCCAAGGGACUUUGCAACCAAACACCAGAUACAUGAUGCUUCCUAGAGCUAUUUGCCUUGAGCCUGGCAUCUCUUACAAAUUGCAUCUGAAGCUGUUGCAAACAGGAGGAAGUACCCAGCCUGAAACCUCCUACUCUGGACCUGACCUACUCAUUGACUCGCUGGUGUUGCUGCCCCAUGUCCUGGUGCUAGAAAUGUUCAGUGGGGGUGAUGCUGCUGCCCUGGAGCGCCGUGCCACCUUUGAACACUACCGAUGCCAUGAAGAAGGUCUGGUGCCUGGCAAGAUCCCUCCUUCUGAGGCCUGUGCCCCUCUUCUCAUCAGCCUGUCCACCCUGAUCUACAAUGGUGCCCUGCCCUGUCAGUGUGACCCUCAAGGUUCACUGAGUUCUGAGUGCAACCCUCAUGGUGGCCAGUGCCAAUGCAAACCUGGAGUGGUUGGACGCCGUUGUGACCUCUGUGCCACUGGCUACUAUGGCUUUGGCCCCACAGGCUGUCAAGCCUGCCAGUGCAGCCCUGAAGGGGCACUCAGCAGCCUAUGUGAAGGGAUUAGUGGGCAAUGUCCCUGCCGCACUGGUGCCUUUGGGCUUCGUUGUGACCGCUGCCGACGUGGCCAGUGGGGAUUUCCUAGCUGCCGGCCAUGUGUCUGCAAUGGGCAUGCUGAUGAAUGCAACACCCACACAGGCACUUGCCUGGGCUGCCGUGAUCACACAGGGGGUGAGCACUGUGAAAGGUGCAUUGCUGGCUUCCAUGGGGAUCCACGGCUGCCAUAUGGGGGCCAGUGCCGGCCCUGUCCCUGCCCUGAAGGCCCUGGAAGCCAAAGGCACUUUGCUACUUCUUGCCACCGGGAUGGCUACUCUCAGCAGAUUGUGUGCCACUGCCAGUCAGGCUACACAGGGCCACGGUGUGAAGCUUGUGCCCCUGGGCAUUUCGGGGACCCAUCAAGGCCAGGUGGCAGGUGCCAGCCAUGUGAGUGCAGUGGGAACAUUGACCCUAUGGACCCUGAUGCCUGUGACCCCCACACGGGGCAAUGUCUGCGCUGUUUACACUACACGGAGGGACCACACUGUGCCCACUGCAAGCCUGGCUUCCAUGGUCAGGCUGCCAGGCAGAGUUGUCACCGCUGCACCUGCAAUAUGGUGGGCACAGAUCCCCAGCAUUGCCCAUCCACUGACCAAUGCCACUGUGAUCCAAGCAGUGGGCAGUGUCCAUGCCUCCCCAAUGUCCAAGGCCUUAGCUGUGACCACUGUGCCCCCAACUUCUGGAACCUCACCAGUAGCCAUGGCUGCCAGCCUUGUGCCUGCCACCUAAGCCAGGCCAGAGGCCCCACCUGCAAUCAGUUCACAGGGCAGUGCCAAUGUCAUGCUGGCUUUGGUGGGCGGACUUGUUCAGAGUGCCAAGAAUUCCACUGGAGACCUGGGUUGCAGUGUCGUGCCUGUGAUUGUGACCCUCGUGGAAUAGACACACCUCAGUGUCACCGCUCCACAGGUCACUGUAGCUGCCGCCCAGGCAUGUCUGGUGUGCGCUGUGAUCAGUGUGCCCGUGGCUUUUCGGGUGUUCCUUUCUGCCACCCCUGCCAUGCAUGCUUCGGGGAUUGGGACCGUGUGGUGCAGGACUUGGCUGCCCGUACACGGCGCCUGGAGCAGUGGGCACAGGAACUUCAGCAGACGGGUGUGCUGGGUGCCUUUGAGAGCAGCUUUUGGCACAUGCAGGAGCAACUGGGCAUGGUGCAGGCCAUUGUGGGUGCCCACAACACCUCAGCUACCUCCACACAGCUUGUGGAGGCCACAGAGGAGCUUCGGCAUGAAAUUGGAGAGGCCACUGAGCAUCUGACUCAGUUGGAGGCCAAGUUGACAGAUGUGCAGGAUGAGAAACUUUAAUGCCAACAAUGCACUCAGUGGUCUAGACGAGAUGGACUUGCACUUAAUCUUACACUACGGCAGCUUAACCAGCAUCUGGACUUGCUCAAGCAUUCAAACUUCCUGGGUGCCUAUGAUAGCAUCCGCCAUGCCCAUAGCCAGUCUGUAGAGGCAGAACGUCGUGCUAACACCUCAGCCCUGCUAGUGCAUAGCCCUGUGAGAAACUCAGCAGAUACCCGGCAUCAGACAGAAGUGCUAAUGGAUGGCCAGAGGGAAGACUUCAACCGAAAACACCUAGCCAACCAGCGAGCGUUGGACAAACUCUCUGACCAUGCUCGUACCCUGAGCUUGACAGGCAUAAAUGAACUGGUGUGUGGGGCCCCAGGGGAUGCACCUUGUGCUACCAGCCCUUGUGGAGGAGCCGGCUGUCGAGAUGAAGAUGGGCAACUCCGCUGUGGGGGCCUUGGCUGCAGUGGGGCAGCAGCCACAGCAGACCUAGCACUAGGCCGGGCCCGGCACACAGAGGCAGAGCUACAGCGGGCACUGGUAGAAGGUGGUGGCAUCCUCAGCCGAGUGACUGAGACUCGACGGCAGGCAGGCGAGGCACAGCAGCGAGCCCAGGCAGCCCUGGACAAAGCUAAUGCUUCCAGGGGACAAGUGGAGCAAGCCAACCAGGAGCUUCGAGAACUUAUCCAAAGUGUGAAGGACUUCCUUAGCCAGGAGGGUGCUGAUCCUGACAGCAUUGAGAUGGUGGCUACACAGGUAUUGGAGCUCUCCAUCCCAGCUUCACCAGACCAGAUCCAGCACCUGGCAGUUGCAAUUGCAGAACGGGUUCGAAGCCUGGCAGAUGUGGACACAAUCCUGGCACGUACUGUGGGGGAUGUGCACCGAGCUGAGCAGCUACUGCAGGAUGCACAGCGGGCAAGGAGCCGGGCUGAUGGUGAGAAACAGAAGGCGGAAACAGUACAGGCAGCACUGGAAGAGGCCCAGCGGGCACAGGGUGCUGCCCAGGGUGCCAUCCAGGGAGCAGUGGUUGACACACAGGAUACAGAGCAGACAUUGCACCAGGUACAGGAGAGAAUGGCAGGUGCAGAGCAGGCACUGAGCUCUGCAGGUGAGCGAGCUCAGCAACUGGAUGUUCUCCUGGAGGAUCUGAAACUGAAACGGGCAGGAAAUAGUCUGGCAGCCUCUACAGCUGAAGAAACAGCAGGCAGUGCCCAGAGCCGAGCCUGGGAGGCUGAGCAGCUGCUGCAGGGCCCAGUGGGUGAUCAAUACCAAACUGUGAAGGCCCUGGCUGAACGCAAGUCCCAGGGUGUGCUAGCUGCACAGGCCAGGGCAGAACAACUGCGGGAUGAGGCUCGGGGCCUGUUGCAGGCUGCUCAAGACAAGCUGCAGCGGUUACAGGAACUGGAGGGCACCUAUGAAGAGAACGAACGUGCACUGGAGGGUAAGGCUGCCCAGCUGGACGGGCUAGAGGCCAGGAUGCGCAGCGUGCUUCAAGCCAUCAAUCUGCAGGUCCAGAUCUACAACACUUGCCAGUGACCCCUGUCUAGGGCCUGUUCCAAUCCCCAGCCCCGCUCCGCAUGCCUGUCUGCCUGUACAUUAAAGAGCUCUCAGCCUGGCAGGGCUCUCAAUAAACCAGUGUGAAC